AUGUAUCUCCACCUUGUAGAGUACGCUCUCUCGACAGUGGACAAGAUCAUCAACUGGGGUCGUGAGGGAUCUAUCUGGCCCAUGACAUUCGGUCUCGCCUGCUGUGCUGUCGAGAUGAUGCACAUGGCUGCCGGACGUUACGAUCAGGAUCGUCUCGGAAUCGUCUUCCGUGCCUCGCCCCGUCAGUCCGAUGUUAUGAUCGUUGCCGGAACUUUGACCAAUAAGAUGGCACCUGCUCUCCGUAAGGUCUAUGAUCAGAUGCCCGAGCCACGCUGGGUGAUCUCCAUGGGAUCUUGCGCUAACGGAGGAGGAUACUACCAUUACUCGUACUCUGUUGUUCGUGGAUGCGACCGCAUUGUCCCCGUCGAUAUCUAUGUUCCUGGAUGCCCACCAACUUCUGAGGCUCUAUUGUACGGUGUGCUUCAGCUGCAGAAGAAGAUGCGCAGGAGCCGCGUUACGACCAUGUGGUACAGAAAGUAG
Gamsiella multidivaricata is the source of this 480-nucleotide messenger RNA. RefSeq lists its product as uncharacterized. Lineage: Eukaryota; Fungi; Mortierellomycota; Mortierellomycetes; Mortierellales; Mortierellaceae. The record is from RefSeq and is a predicted model, not a curated record. Gene Ontology annotation, molecular function: NADH dehydrogenase (ubiquinone) activity; quinone binding; 4 iron, 4 sulfur cluster binding. The coding region runs from base 1 to 480 and encodes 159 amino acids. The transcript is spliced from 3 exons. Gene Ontology annotation, biological process: aerobic respiration; electron transport coupled proton transport; mitochondrial respiratory chain complex I assembly.